AUGGCCGUGUUUUAUAAACCAUGGAUAGUUUACCCAUCAAUUGUGUUCACCAUUGCCUCUGGACUCUUUAGUAUCAUUCCAAAGUUUCUGUCCGAGUCGUUUUUAGUAAAAAGCAUAACUGCGCCAUCUGAAGUCUCCAAGCAAGUCCUAUUAGACCGAUAUAAGCGCAUCUUGAAUAUGUUCUCCUCCAAUCAUUUGGUGCAUUUCAAGCUUCUUAAAGAGCAAAUAGCGGAAAACUUUGAUGUAGAGGCUUUGAAGAUCCUUAUUAAGGAAAGACAAUCUUCAAAUAAGCCAGUGGGCCCCUUAAUGGAAGACCUUCAGCUAUUGGUUUUGAAGCAGCUGAUCACGGUUCUCAUCUUCCCCCCAUAUAUUUUUACGCACAUCCUUCCGAUAUAUUCAAUUUUAAACAGAGAACAAUAUCUUUGCGAGUUAAAGACAAAUUAUGGGUUAGAGCCAAACGAAGACCAAUUCAAAAGCAGCGUUUAUCUGUUGUCGAUGUUUCAGGACCAUCUUAUCAAAUUUAGCUUGUUGCAAACAAUCGCCUCCGUUGAUGCGAUCACUCCAAUUGCUUUAAUUGAGGACGUUUUACAACAACACAGACCCUCAAGCGUGGAGUUGAGCCAACUUUUAUAUUGUAACCGCCAUUUGAGUGCUACGGACGAAGAAUUGGACAACAUCUUCAAAAGGUACGGCCACUUGAUCUCUGUUUAA
This is a messenger RNA of Mitosporidium daphniae, 711 nucleotides long. RefSeq lists its product as uncharacterized. NCBI's taxonomy places the organism in Eukaryota, Fungi, Microsporidia. Bases 1 to 711 code for a protein of 236 amino acids. The transcript is spliced from 2 exons. The record is from RefSeq and is a predicted model, not a curated record.